Messenger RNA from Cynoglossus semilaevis (tongue sole), 2337 nucleotides. RefSeq names its product myocyte enhancer factor 2cb (gene mef2cb). Lineage: Eukaryota; Metazoa; Chordata; Actinopteri; Pleuronectiformes; Cynoglossidae. Gene Ontology annotation, biological process: positive regulation of transcription by RNA polymerase II; heart development; cell differentiation. The coding region runs from base 798 to 2276 and encodes 492 amino acids. The transcript has 11 exons. The record is from RefSeq and is a predicted model, not a curated record. Gene Ontology annotation, molecular function: protein dimerization activity; RNA polymerase II cis-regulatory region sequence-specific DNA binding; histone deacetylase binding.
AAAAAAGAAAAGAAAAGGAGAGCGAUCAGGGAGGGAGAGAAGGAGGAAGAGAAGGAAAUCGAUUAUUUCGCCUGCAACUGGAGUGAGUGUUCAGCAAGGGAAGACUCGGUCAGGAGGACAUUGUGUCAGUUGGGGUGAAAAACUAGGAAAUAUAGGAAAAUAGCUUCUAGACAUAAACGCCAGCCACAAGCCCCAGACCGUCCAGCGAAGUGAAGGAAGAACAAACAGCGUCAGCGCCAACUGCUGCUCCGGCUCGGCUGCUCCCACCGCCGGCUCCUUCUGCGCACAGUGGCACCACGCAGAGAGAGAGAAAGAGAGAGCGAGAGCGAGGGAGAGAGAGAGAGAGAGAGAGAGAGAGAGAGAGAGAGAGAGAAGUUUUCUCUGACAGUAUAGAGACUCCCACCUCGUACUGUACGUUACUCUUUUUUUCCCCUCUGCGAAGUUGCGCUCCUGGAUUUUAAGAGAGUCUUGGCCAAGUCCGUCAGCAUCACGCAGCGGUCGCAGCCUUCCUGUCACACGCAGCCGGACCCAACUGAAGAAAGAACCGGCGGAUCGCUGUUCGUCUUUCCCCUUCUACAGUUCACUCCAGCCUGGGACGCGAUAUCAAGCGAGUAAAACAAAGUACAGAUGCUGGAAUCUUUGAGCUGAUUGAAACAAAUAGAAAGCAAAGAAAAGACAGUUAAAGGACGACCAGAAGAGUGAAGAGAAAGGUGACGAAAGGGAGAGGAAGAGAAAGGAGAGAGAAGAAAGCACAAAGUUUCUUUAGACAAAAGGAGAGAAAGAAAGAGACGGGGACGAUGGGGAGGAAAAAGAUUCAGAUCACGCGGAUUAUGGAUGAACGCAACAGACAGGUGACAUUCACAAAGCGAAAGUUCGGCCUGAUGAAGAAGGCGUACGAGCUGAGUGUGCUGUGUGACUGUGAGAUUGCCCUGAUCAUCUUCAAUAGCACCAACAAACUGUUCCAGUACGCCAGCACAGAUAUGGACAAGGCCCUGCUGAAAUACACCGAGUACAAUGAGCCCCAUGAGAGCAGGACCAACUCCGAUAUUGUGGAGACAUUGAGAAAGAAGGGCCUAAAUGGCUGUGACAGCCCAGACCCCGACGCAGAUGACUCGGCAUUGAGCAAGAAGGAGAACAAAGGCGGCGAGAGCCCGGAGCUCGAGUCUGCUCUCAUCCUUACUCCACGCACUGAGGAGAAAUACAAACAGAUUAACGAGGAGUUUGAUCACAUGAUAAAAACCCAUAAGAUACCUGCUGUGCCCCCAUCAAACUAUGACAUGCCCGUGUCCAUUCCUGUUAGCAACCAGAACAAUCUCAUUUACAGCCAUCCUGGUGGUUCCCUGGGCAAUCAUAACCUGCUGCCACUGGCACACCAUGGUCUACAGAGAAACAACAUGUCUCCUGGAGUGACACACAGACCUCCAAGUGCAGGUAACACAGGUGGCCUCAUGGGUGCUGACCUCACAACUGGCGCAGGCACAAGUGCCGGAAAUGGAUAUGGAAACCAUCGCAACUCCCCUGGUCUGCUGGUCUCUCCAGGUGGCAUGAACAAGAACAUGCAGGCAAAGUCUCCACCACCGGUCAACCUCGGCAUGAACAAUCGCAAACCCGACCUACGUGUGCUCAUCCCUCCUGGCGCUAAAAACAACAUGCCCUCUAUUAACCAGAGAAUAAACAACUCUCAGUCAGCUCAGUCACUGGCCACCCCUGUGGUAUCAGUAGCAACUCCCACUCUACCAGGACAAGGCCUGGGUGGUUACCCAUCUGCCAUCUCUACAUCUUAUGGUACCGAGUAUUCCCUGAAUAGUGCAGACCUGUCCUCCCUGUCAGGCUUCAACAGUGGCAGCUCCCUUCACCUCGGCUCCAUGAGUGGGUGGCAACAGCAACACCUUCAGAACAUGCAGCACUCAGCUUUGGGCCAGCUCGGAAAUUGCUCUAGCUCUCACUUAUGUCAGGGUUCAAAUCUGUCCCUGCCUUCUGCUCAAAGCCUGCACAUCAAGUCCGAACCUGUUUCUCCUCCUAGAGAUCGCACCAGCAGCACAUCGGGGGGUUACGGUGGCGGAGUACCACCACCCCAGAGCGCCUCCUCCCGCCAGGACUCGGGCCGCUCUCCUGUUGACAGCCUGAGCAGCUGCAGCAGCUCCCACGAGGGCAGCGACCGCGACGAGCACAGGAAUGAGUUCCACUCACCGCUGGGACUGGCGCGGCCUGCACUGGAUGAGCGUGAGAGCCCCUCCAUCAAACGGGUGCGUCUGUCGGAAGGAUGGGCAACAUGAUAGCUCUGUCCACACACCUGGCAGAGCCCUGAGUCGCCCUGAGCCCCCGACAGCGCCUCGG